GCCAUCUUGAACGGUUGGUUGACAUGACUCUUUUCGCAGUCAGCUAAAAAAAAUUGAGUACACCUUACAAACACCGCGUAGGGAACCGGUUACUUCAGGUAUUUAAAGGGAAAGAAGAAUGAGAAAGACGCAGCGGCGCAGUUGAGCUUCACAAGAUGGCUUGCUGAGCCCUCCUGGUGAAUGGUUUUCUACACAACUUACGGAAUUUAACAUAAAAGAUUUAGCCCUUAAUUACUGGGAAAAUAAAAAAUAAAUGCUUAGAAGUUGCAGGAAGUUUGAAAGGGGGGAUAAUUGGAGUCACCAAAACGAGAACAUUGUGGAGGAACCUGCCGAGAGGAGAAAUUUGGACAAUUUCUUGAAGACUCAAUAAUAGAGGACAAUCAAGCUCUGAGGAGUCCCAGGAAAGUGGACUCUAUUCAUCCAGAGACUGUUAAAGCCUUCAUUACUAUUGGAGCAGAAAAGAAAAGCUACGUAAACAUGAGUACUGCCAGGACAGAGAACCCAGUGAUUUUGGGCUUGUCAAACCAGAAUGGACAGCUGAGAGGCUCAGUGAAGCCUGCAGGAGCUCCAGGUGGAGGAGGAGGAGGUGGUGGAGGAGGAGGAGGCCCUCAACUGCAGCUUAACCAGAUGAAAGGAGCAAUCAACAAUGGUAACUCCCAGCCGGUCCCUACAACCAACGCUGUCAUCAAACCUGGAGAUGACUGGAAGAAAAAUUUGAAAUUGCCCCCAAAAGACAUGAGGAUGAGAACUUCGGAUGUGACUGCAACAAAAGGCAAUGAGUUUGAAGAUUAUUGCCUGAAGAGGGAGCUGCUCAUGGGAAUCUUUGAGAUGGGCUGGGAAAAGCCAUCUCCAAUCCAGGAGGAAAGUAUUCCCAUUGCACUGUCAGGGAGAGAUAUCCUGGCCAGAGCCAAGAAUGGCACGGGAAAGAGUGGAGCCUACCUCAUUCCCUUACUUGAACGCAUUGACCUGAAGAAGGACUGCAUACAAGCAAUGGUCAUAGUGCCCACCAGAGAACUGGCUCUGCAAGUCAGCCAAAUAUGUAUCCAGGUCAGCAAACACAUGGGUGGAGUGAAGGUAAUGGCAACCACAGGUGGAACCAACCUCCGUGAUGACAUCAUGAGACUCGAUGAAACAGGUAUAAUGGCAACCACAGGUGGAACCAACCUCCGUGAUGACAUCAUGAGACUCGAUGAACAGGUAAAUGUCCUGGCAGACAAACUCCUGUCUCAGGACUUUGUAGUGAUGAUGGAGGAGAUACUGGGCUUCCUGGCCAAACAGAGGCAGAUUCUGCUGUAUUCUGCAACCUUCCCUCUCAGCGUGCAGAAGUUUAUGAACUCACACUUGCAGAAACCAUAUGAGAUCAACCUGAUGGAGGAGCUGACACUGAAGGGUGUGACUCAGUAUUACGCUUAUGUAACUGAAAGGCAAAAGGUUCAUUGCCUGAACACCUUGUUCUCCCGGCUCCAGAUCAACCAGUCCAUCAUUUUCUGCAACUCCUCUCAGAGAGUGGAGCUCCUCGCCAAGAAAAUUUCCCAGCUUGGUUAUUCAUGUUUCUACAUUCAUGCCAAGAUGAGACAGGAGCACCGCAACCGCGUAUUCCACGACUUCAGAAACGGCCUCUGCAGGAAUCUCGUCUGCACUGAUCUCUUCACAAGAGGCAUUGACAUUCAAGCUGUGAAUGUCGUGAUCAACUUCGACUUUCCCAAGCUGGGAGAAACAUACCUUCAUCGCAUUGGUAGAUCCGGCCGCUUUGGACACUUGGGUCUAGCCAUCAACCUCAUCACUUACGAUGAUCGCUUCAACCUGAAAGGGAUUGAGGAGCAGCUCGGGACAGAGAUCAAGCCCAUCCCUGGCAUCAUUGAUAAGAGCCUCUAUGUGGCAGAGUACCACAGUGAGAGUGGCGAAGAACUCAAGCCAUGAGCCAAUCAGUCCAUCCUCCAUUGCCCCCUUUAUACCUUUUUUUUCCUCCCCCACAUCCCCCCUGUCUGGAGUUCCUUUUUUAUGUACAGUUUCUGUCUGUCCUCCUUUUUUUUUUCUUUUUUUUUUGAUGCCACCAUGAGGAAUGUGUAUUUUGAUGGACGCGUUUUGGAAGAACUCAUUUGCCUUUUUAUUGGGCUCAGUGCUGCAUCACCACCACCACCACCACCCUGAAGACACAAGCACCUGGAGGAAAGCAUGGGACCAAGUAAAAAUAUAUCGAUGCACAGUGUGACGAUUCAUAUCCACCGAUGACACAAAGCCAGCACCAACAGACCGCUCCAUGUCGCCCUCCAUUCUCCACUUUUUAUUUUGGAAGUUUUAACCAAUUUGUAUCAAGUGCCUUAACAAGCAGUUCAACUCGUUCUUAAGUAAUAACCCUCCAUUAUCCGCCAUUAUCUCGCUCGCCUCAUACCACACACUCACUUUCACCUAAUUGAAAAUUUGUCACACUAAUUUAAUGUCCGAUGGCGUAGGUGAAUUCAUCACAGCUUUUGGUUGGGUCAUCUGUUUGAGAGAAAUGGAGAUAAUUAGGAGGGAGACUGGUCUGAAUUACCUUUCUGCUGGCUUAGCUGCACUUGCGUCUGGCUGAAAAAUGAGGACAAAACUUGGAUUUUUCCAUGGACAGAGAUGCUGGAAUUUUUCCAAAAGACAGCCAGACUGUCCAGCUGCUUGUGGAGAAGCUUGUGCUUCCAAAAGACCCAAACCCUUUCCUCUGUCUUCAGCAUCAGAACACUAAAUAUGAAUGAGCAGCCUCUCAACACCAUGAGUCAUGAGGAUUCCUGUUUCGGUGGAGUUAAAUUGUGGGGAGCGUUUUUUUUUUUUUCUUCUUCAUUUUUCUUUCUUGUCCUGUGUUUCACCUUCCUGUGGAUGGCCAUACUAAAUUCUAAGAGUGCAGCCGACAUGUGGGGCGCACCUCACACUUUGUAUAUACCUUAAUUUUAAGAUUGUUUUAAACAAGUUCAAAAGGCUGGCCGACAAACUGAAAGCUUUCCCCCUUCUCUCUCGUUAGCACUGGAGACUGUUUCCUUAAAUGCCAGUUUGUUUGUUCUGCAAUAUUGGCCUGUGAAUUUAUUUAUAAUUUUAGAAAUUGCAGAAGUUAUUAGAAUCUAAAACAUUGAAAUGACCUUGUGCAUGAAAUGUUUUUGGUGGCCGAGCUCAUCACUGAUAAUCUUUUAGCCCCUACAAAUUGAUGGCCAGUGCAAUUCUUGAAAGCUGCACUUAAACUGAGAGUUAAACUUGUCGCCCGUUUUCUCCUGCUCCCAGUGUUAACGAGUGUUCAGUCGAGACAGAUGGCUUUGAUAAGCUUGUGCAUUUGAGUAAUGAAUUCUUUGUUAUCACCAGCCUUAACUUGUGAAACUGACUCUUGACGCACUCUUAAGAUCUCCAUUUACAAUGAGUGUUAUUUAAAGAGAAAAUAUUAUAUCAUGUAGUAGUACUACUUGCUGCAGUGCAGCUGAAUUGGCAGAGAAUUAGUUUUCUGGGGGAGGUAUUUGCUGUUACGUUGAUCUAUAUGCUCUUUAAGCACAGCUACAUAAUUUCACUAAUGUUGAGCAGGGAGCUGUGGAUUUAUUUUCCCCCGUUUGAAGAAUGUCAGCCGAAUGCAUCAAAAUGAACCAUCUGACCUAACAUGUAGCAGGAAUUAGUUCUCUGUGCAUUCCAAGUUAGCUGGCUUUAUGAAACCGGUUAACAAAAGAUGCCUCACGAAAACAACCUGAGCAGGUUGAGCAGCACUUAGCACACAGAUGGGUUCAGGCAAUAACGCUGACUGCACUGCUUUUUGUACACUUGUGCUGCCCCUGAGAGAAGUGUAAGAUGGUGCAACAAAAAAGAGAAUUGGCACAGAGGGGGAAUGGGCAUGAAGGAUUUCAGAAUUUCUAUCAGUCGGACUGCUUGUUUAAAAAAAAAAACAACUUUAGCAUCCCAGGCUGCUGAGUUUAUUUCUUAUUUCUCUGCCCUUUAUUGCUUUUGAUAUUUUGGGUUUGGGUUACAGUUUGCAAUUUUAUGCAACAUUGACAACCUUUAUAUUGCAUUAAGGUUUUCUUAGCAGGCGUUUGCAGAGCUGAAACCUUUCUGCAAAUGAGGUUCCCUUAGUUAUGAGAUGCUCUGAACCGUUCUAACCAAUGAGAAGUAUUAUUGCACAUUUAAUUUAAGCUCUUUUUAAACACUUUAAAACAGAUCAGUUUAAGCUUUCACCUGUAUUUCUCAUUGUUUAGGACUUUGACCCCUGUUCUCUCAGCUCCAUGGUUGUCCCCUUUUAAAGAAAAAACUUGCUCAUCUGAUUUGGCUGUUUUGGCUUAUUGUUUGGGUGGGAGGGUAGUGUUUUGUUAUAAAAAUGGAAGAAAAAAAAAAACCUCUAAAUUAAAUUGAGCACAAGUUGAGUGAACAGGGGUUAAAUCUAUACAGGCACUUGGCAGCUGUCUGUAAGGUGUCAGCCCUCCGGUAGUAGCAAAUGCUUUCAAGGCAAAAGCCAACAGUCCUUUAACAUCGAAUAUGUUGUCACCUUUAAUGGGAUUCUGCUUGACUGCCUGUGGCUGACAUCUUGAGAACCUUUAAGACUGAGACAAGAGCAUCUUUUCCCAGAUUGGCUAAAUAAUUGGAUCAUUUCUGUAACUAAAUUGUCUCAUUCUUUAAGGUCUUUUAAAAAAAAUUGUUGGGUGGGUAAAUUAGUGUUUUUGCUGCCCUGAUGCACAUGUUCAUCCUCUCCUGAUAGUUCUGACAAAAACAUCCUGACACAGCUUUUGUGUACAAUUUGGCCGUCCUGUAACCUUUCUGUCGAGGAGGAUGUGAGUGGAGUCUUUGAGGGAGCUUUUCCAAAACGUGUGCAUCAGUGAAACAACGGGGAGGAGCCUACGGGCUUUACAAAAACAAGGAUAUGAUCAGAAGAUCCAAAGUUAUGGAAGUGGGUAAAAAAAAAAGUUCAAAAAAGUUGCCCUUAAAUUUGGAUUUUUGUUUUCCUUUCGAAUGAAAUGUUCAAGUGGAGUAAACCUUAUUUCAAAAGUCUCCAAAUUUAAGUGAAGAAUUUAAAGCCUGAGUUAAUUUUCUUUUUAUUUGAUGGAAAUUUGGUCGUUAUUUAAUUGGCAGAAUUUUUCAGUGAUGCUAUUUUUACAGUGGAGUUCAGUUUAAAAGGAUGUCAUCAGUAUGAUUGGAUGUGAUUGAAAGUUUGGUUUAAAAUAAAGCUCACUGAAAUUUA
Messenger RNA from Labrus bergylta (ballan wrasse), 5170 nucleotides. Lineage: Eukaryota; Metazoa; Chordata; Actinopteri; Labriformes; Labridae. The record is from RefSeq and is a predicted model, not a curated record.